Symbiodinium necroappetens is the source of this 890-nucleotide messenger RNA. NCBI's taxonomy places the organism in Eukaryota, Dinophyceae, Suessiales, Symbiodiniaceae. The record is from the annotation of a GenBank genome assembly.
AUGUGGGCAGCCGGAUCUGGACAUUUCGACGCCGUCGAGCUGCUGACGCACCACGGUGCGAGCUUCGACCCCUGGGUGCUUGAUGACUCUCGCGGAGGCGUUCCCUUUUGGACAACAAUCACAGACUCUCCGAUACGAGAGUGGUGGAUGUCCCAGAUGACGGUCUCUUCACUAGCGGAAAGCACCCUUGGCAACUUCAAGACCUACCUGGCAGUCUUUACUGGUGCCCUUCUAUCUGUACUCCUGGUACUGGGCACCCGGUACCUCAAGGGCUUGCCCAUGAACGCUUCGGUUGCCAAGAUCGAGAACUACCUUCCAGUUGAGCUCAACCGGAAGCGGGGGUUCUCCCGGGGGGCCCAGCUUCUCAUCGGCAAAGCUCGCCUGCCAUGGGCUCUGGGAGCAGCUUUGUACACCUUCCGCAGCGUCGAGGUGGUUACGAAUCUGGUUGCCAUCCUUGGUUCUGGAAUGAUGAUCGUCUGGUGGCCCUGCUGGCUGCCUUUUGUGAUUGGCGGCUUUCUGGCCCCAACUUUGCACAAGAACUACGCAGUGAAUCUGUCAAAGCCAGUAUUGAUCACCGCCGUAAAGGAUCCGCUGUCGGCUCUCUUGGCGUUGCUCCGCACAUUUCUCUUUGGUUCCGUGGCCAUGGCGGUGUGGAGAGAUUAUCGCAGCCGACAUCCAGAUUUGGGUUCUUCUCUGCAGAUCGCGGCCCCUUCCACAUUCUGGACCGGUUGGAUCAACCUCGAGCAGGCGCAAGCCCAGGUGAAGAUGCACUCGGAUUGGACGGAAGAGCCGACGCAACUGCAGGCGAACUUGGGUCGCAUCUUUGAGUUCUUCAUCUCUUCGGUGCUUCUUCUCGUGGCCCUCUAUGCCACCUCUCUGGCAAGUUACCU